UCAGCGAGCAUUACAAAAAACCCCACCAGCAACCACCACCACCGCCAUCAUCAUCAUCAUUACCACCACAACCACCAUCAUCAUCAUCAUCGCCACCACCACCACCACUUUCUCUGGUGCAUCUGCGCAAUGCAAGCAUCGAGGCAGCGCCGUAUCGCUCAACGAUCCCUCGACUCCACUGAGCGCCGCGUUGACUCCGGGAGUUCAGUGCGCACCAUCGGAGCUGCCAUGAUGGAAAGGAAAAUUGAACGUAUCGUUCACAACAGGAACAGCGCUGGACGCGACUUGCAGCGAACCCGAGACGUCUCCGCAAGGCAGCAGCAAGUGGUGAGCCAAAUCGACACGCUGACGGGCAGCCUGAAUCUGGACGAAGAGACGGACGAGUCCAAGUGCAGCACCCUCACCAGCUCCUCGAGUGGAGCCACGGGCUCCAGCGGAGGAGCCACGGUACAUAGGCUGAGCCGCUUCAGCACCACGGUCAGCGCCUUCAGCAGCAGCAGCUGCAGCAGCAGCAGCACGGUGCUGACCGUGCUGCGCCGGGCAAAGCCGCCCGUGCCGCCCCCCAGGACCACGCCCGUGUCGGUGUCGUCAUUGUCAUCGUCGUCGUCCUCCUCCUCGUAUCGAGGAGAGGUGGUCGCGGGGCAGGCCCAACACGCUUGCCUCCUCGUCAACGGGAGUCUGGUUCGCGUGCAGCAGCAGCAGCAGCAUCAGCGGCAGCAGCAUCUGCAGCAGGUGCAGCAGGUGCAAAUGCCCGGCGGGUCUGGACAAGGGGUCACGGUGCCCAACGGAGAUGCCGCUGCAGCUUCCGGCGCCAGCGGCACGUCGGAGGUGGCACGGAGGCUGCAGAAGUGCUCGCAGGUGCACCGGGUGAGCGUCACCAAAGAGGGCGAGGUGCAGAGCUCCGCGUCCAAGGAGCGCGUGAGGUUCAGCGACAUGGUGCAGUACCACGGCUUCGUCUACGACUCGGACCGCUCGGAGCAUCGCGUGCAGCAGCGCAUGCGCGUGCAGGAGACUCGGAGCGUCGCCGCGGCAGUGCAGCACAGACAUCAGUGUCCUGGGGGGGUGGUGCCCCUGGGCGGGACGGCCCCCUCCUCCGUGACCCUGGUCAGCAGCAGCAGCAGCAGCGUGUUCUACCGUGCCAGCGAAAGCGUUGUUCGCUCCAGGGACGAUGCGAAGCCACCGCCUAAAGCGAUCCUCCGCAAGUCGAGGAACACCACCGUCUAAAGGCGUCGGGGGGAGUUGAGCGGUUGUCGCGUACUCAGGGAUAUAUAUAUCGUCAACAGAGACUGUGACGGACUGCUGGCUCCGAUACCGACGGAUGUUAACACGUGGGAAUGAUGACAUUUGCUCUUGUGCACCUUAAAAAAAAAAACCAAACAGGACUGAUGACGCUGCGUCAAUUAAUGCGAGUCGAGUAUAUUCAAUAAAUCAUAUAUAUAUAAAAACAUUGACAUUAAUAAAGGUGACCCGUGACUCCCCACCCCCCCUCCCCGACAUCCCCGUUUUAAAUAAACGAACCCUCCCCCACAUUCUUUGAUCCUCCAAAGUUCCCAUGCCAUGCAUGGUUGAUUGCGAGUCGAAAGCGGGAUGGCGUGCCGCUGUAAUUGACGUGAAAGCCAUUUGGCAGCACGGGACACGGUAGGAAAGAGUUAUUCAGUCGACAUGCAGCCACUUCGUAUCGUGACCUUCCGAUCCCGCGUCACCUUCGCGGUUGUUUGUUGUUGUUGUUGUUUUAACCCCAUUUUUACAUUCGAGUGUAUCAUCAUUGUGAUGUGUUCAGCCUUUCUAAAUAAAUGCACUACAAGUUUCAAUUAUCUCUUUGAAGGAAAAUAACAGAAAUAAGCGUACUUGCACACACAGAGGCAUCGUGGGUAUUGUGACAUCCUACACUCGCUUUUGAAAACAAAAUGUACUUUAAAUAGGCUACUUAAAUAAAAACACACCCAUAUGAAUAAUUAUCUCAAUGUCACUGUUAGGGGUUGCACUGAUGCAUUGAUUAAUGGAUUAAAAUCGAUUCUCUAAGCUAACGAUACAUGCAUCAAGUCACUUUCAUUAUAAUAUAUAGUUUGAUUCAUGCAUGUAAUAAUAAAUAAGACAUUUGAAUUAUCCUUAUAUAUUCUCUGUAAUAGAGUUACAUGACCCACUGCAGCCACUAAAGGUUGCUACUUUCAUCACAAAGUAAAACCUAGAAAAAUAAUUGAUAAGACGUACGUAGGUGGUUCACGGGUCAGACCACUGAACUGGCACCGCUGAGAUCCUGGAUUUGAAUCUCAGCAGCCACCUGUGAUUGUAAGUGUAGUGUCGGUUUAUGGUCUCAGCAUGAAAUAUGGUUCUGCACUUAAAUUGGAUACAAUUUCAGCUCUGAGAAUAAAAAUACUGCAUCGGGUUGACUUCCAUCCACGCAGGGUAGGUGAGGAAAGUGCUGCCCCCUACUGUGGUGACCAGAGUUCACUUAAAAAAGGGGAUUUCAGAAGCGGUUCAGCAAUAUCAGUUUUUUUUUUUUUUCCCGUGGGCUGUUCGCGAGCUGUGUAAGUUUGCACUGCUGUGCGAGAGAUCCAAAUGAAAUCUUCACGGCAUGACCUGAUACCGAUAGCACAAUUUGGAUAAGACAAAAUAAUUGAUUCUUGAAUUUAAUUCUGUAUUCAAUUGUUGAAUCGAAUUUCUUACCCUUGAAAUUUGGCCAUUGAAUCUUUGGGCAAUUGCGAGUGGCGGAGGGUAUCGGCUGGUGAAUCACUGCACCCAAGGCUGUUGUGGUGCAGCUGUUUGACCCAGUGGGAAGUCUAGGUGUGCUGGGUAUGGGCGAAUGGUAACAUUACUCACAAAAUAAUAACAGUGCCUGGGACAGCAUUCACCUUCCUUGUAGACAUAACGGGUGUAACUUCCUCAAUAACACUAUCACAUAUUGUUUUCGCAGCUGUGUUUGGGUGGCUAUCGGAUGUCUUUUCAGGUUGAACAACACCUAAAUAGUUAAUCUAAGAGAGAGCUAAACAGUAUUUGGAUCAUUGGGUGUUUUCACUUUCUACCUAGCAACUUCAACUUGGGAUCCACCAUUGCUACUUGAGUACGAGUCAUUUUUAUAUAAAUUCACGAUGCUGUAUAAAAAACAUUCUAGUGACACGAGAGUCAAUAUUUUAACAGGAAUGCUAGUCUACGGGCACCGUUUCUGUUUUAUUUAUAUAGCAUUCCAGUGUGUGCUAUUUACAAGGGAUAAUUUGGACCAUUUUCAAGCUCACCAUACUCUGCGUGUAGACGCUACACUUGAUUGCAACUCCCCACCACUGCCUUCCCACGAUGAGCUCCAGGGUUAUUAUUACCACAAUCUCAUAAUUCUAUAUCACAUAUAUUCCAUUUUUGUGUAAUAGUCCACUCUUUCAUACCUAAUCUGAAUCAAAUAUUCUGAUGGCCGGUCGGCUUAUCUUGUUCCCUGCUUCAGCAGAUCAUUUAAAAUCUAAAUUAAUUUUGUCACAUCCAUUGUUGAGAGCUGCAUUCAGUGAAGGCACACAUGCACGCACGGACACGCACACGGGGCUGCACUUCCAAGGGCGAUAUGAGUGGCUCAAUGCUAUUAGCUCUCGAGCCAUUGACCCAAAAAAAAAUAUCAGUGACAAAUGCUAACUAUAUAUGUAUAAUUUUGUAUUCAUAAUUUGUUACUUUUGGGUUAAACCGUGGAGGUAUCGUGCCAAUGUUUGUUUACUAUAACCUUCCACCUCCCGACAAAAGCAAAUCAAGUUGUCACGUCGGCACAUGCAAAUUUAUUUGGUUUAUUAGCAAAAACAGACUCUUAAAAUGCAAGCUGGAGAUUGCAUCCAGAAUCAUCAGGUUGUUUAACAGGAGCUCAGAUGUGGAGUGAAAGCGCUUCCUAAUCAAAUUCCUUAAGUAGAUGCCAUGACGUCAUCGGCACAUUCAUGCACGUGAUGGGGAUUAAUGUCCUAAACUCUUAACUAGAAUUACAAUACCAUUAAGAUGCCACCUUCAGUACGAACAUAAUACCCCUUAACAUUAUUAAGGAUAGCCUAUUUUCACCAACCGCCAUAUAGAUUAACUUCAUUACACUAAUGUAACAUGCCAAUCACAAUCACAUGGCAAUCAACUGUAAUUAUUAAACUAGAUCACCUGCAUGAAUGUUGCCAUGACAUUGCAGUAUCUAAUUAAGGACCAGGAUCAGGAAGUGCUUUCACAAGAGAUCUGAGCUCUUGUUAACAACCUGAUGAUGCUGGAAGUAAUCUUCAGCAAAACGCUGGAGAUAAAAUUAGACAAAUUUUGUUUGCUUCUUAGCAUUCCGGCUUUUGCUAAUAACAAAAUAAAUUUGCAUAUGCACAAACGUGAUAACUACAUUUUAUUGGCGCUGUCGGGUGGUGGAGGGUUACAGGUAAAAAUAGCAUUACAUCUCCACGAUCUAACCCGAAAGAAACCAAUUAUCAAUCAUAAAAUUUGCCGUGAAAACCUACGUACAAAACGUAUAUAUUUGUUUUGUAUUUUAUUCCUGAACUCCAAAUGAUUUAUGAUCGCAAAAUAACCAAGGUAGCGUUUAAAAAAAAGAUUAUUAAAGAAGGGUACCAUGGUACGCUUGAUAGAGAAUAUAAUAUUAGUUAAAAACUAAGAAAUAUCUACGUGAAUAUGAAAAUAACAAUUGCAUGUUUCCAUGAAACAAAAACAGUACAUAUGCUAAGAUUUCUGCCCUGAGGACAUACUGCUCUGGAUGAAUAUUUAAAGCAUUUGCCACCUCAAGUGGCACCAGCCAAGCCCUCUUAGCGCAUUGGGCGAUAUGACCAGCAUUGGAAUGUGCAGUCUUGGCAUUUCCAGAAACACUGCCAUUAAUUAAAUGACGUCCACUGUUCCCCGACACUCGUGCUCCAUUUCGUUUUUCGGAGUACGAUUAUUUCCGAGGGGGGUUCAAAGUUCACGUCGCGCUUGAGGAUAAUUGACAAAUGCCUUUUGUCUGCACGCUGGAUGCACUCGAUAAUUUUAAUAAAUGACACGUAUUAAUAUUAAUGGACACUCUUGUGAAACUGUUCUUAAGCCUGAAAGGUUACUAUUUUAUUCAAAUGCGUUGUCACACGUUCCCACUCGGGUAGUGUGGGAACAAUAAAUAAAGUACUUUGCGCAAGUUGUAUUCCCCAAAUCAAACAAGGGAUGGCAGUUCACAAAAGUCAACGGCUGUCAAGGUGGACACGAAUUUCCCCGUGAAAAUGCAUCCUGUGGACACGUUGUUAGCGCCCGCAUUAACAAUGCGGUUGGAUGCCCUCAUAUUAAAAUCGGAAGAGAGAAACAUUAUUCAGAAACAUUGCAUAUUCAACCUCACAUUCAACACCCUGCAAUUAUAUUUAAUACACACGAUGAACGUGUAUAAUGAUAAGGAGGAGGACAUAUAUACAUAAAUAAACUAUAUUUAUAUGAACAUAUAUUCAGCAUCGAAGAACACUGUUUACCUACAACAGAAACACGUUGCGUCUGCCCACAUCUGUACAUGUCGUAUUCGCUACGUAUGUUUACAAACCACGCUUAAGCCUUUUGGUAAACACUUGCAACCCGGGAUACAGCUCAAUGAGAAUCGCCUUUUCCUUCUUAGCGACGUGCGGGCCCCCGAAGUUAAAAUCCGCUGAGACUCGACGGCUCUAAAAACAAUAAUUAUUGUUUUCAUUUUCGAAUGCACCAGAGGGGCGCACGAGGCUAUUGUAAUGGUAUCGAUGUUCAACGGCGCAGUGGUGCAAAGGUUUGCCGGAAGGAGGAGGAACACAAAAUUAAGAUCGCUCCAUCUAAGACGCGGCUUCAAUACGUGCGCAUUUACAUUGCUCGCUCGCUGGCUCACUGCUUGGUGUAAAAUGUUUUGUUGUUGUUGUUGUUGAUCCGAGGGUUCAGGCACCCGUUUGUCGCCGCCACGUUGCUGCUCGUCUGCCCUUGCACGCCACUGUGGAAUUCCAGCCAAUGUGCGCUUAAUAAAAGUCAAAAGUUCCAUUUG
This is a messenger RNA of Petromyzon marinus (sea lamprey), 5959 nucleotides long. It is a transcript of the gene PRR16, whose product is annotated as proline rich 16. Lineage: Eukaryota; Metazoa; Chordata; Hyperoartia; Petromyzontiformes; Petromyzontidae. Gene Ontology annotation, biological process: positive regulation of translation; positive regulation of cell size. The record is from RefSeq and is a predicted model, not a curated record.